CUCACGACGUCUGAGGUUCAGAGCGCUUCAUCGACAGAACUUGCCCCCACGAGCACGUCCGGAAGUGUGGGUAGCUCUCUGGAAACUUCUGGCCAGCCCUCAUCCCAACCUUUUGCCACCUCCACCCUGACGAAUGCCACCGUCAGUCUGUCUCUUGUCGAUACUUCGACUCUGCCAAGUGUCCACCCAACUGCGACAUCGCCUGUGAGCACCUUAUCUGCGAGUGAAGUAUUCCAACCAAUUGCCAGCGAUGCUCCAGAGUCGUUGUUCAAUACCACCUCUGAACAUCCAGUGCCAAGGACUGGCAUCCAACCGCAGGCACGGAAACUCCAGACGAACAAGUUCUACUCUGGCCUUUAUCUGGACGAGCAGACUUCUCCAGCGUACACUUUGCCAUAUGCUGUCUCUUGGUCGAAGGGGAAAGGUCAAAUGGGAAGCUGGGGCUUGUCGAUCUCGCACACGGAAAGAUACCAAUGGGCAAACGCACCCGCAACUCCAGGCAAAGACGCUGGCCAGUGGGCGUUCUUUGGCGCUCCAGUGGGCAUCCAGCAUGUCGUACUAUCCGCUCUCCAGCUAGGCGUGGAUCCCAACACCGGCGACACACCAGGCCUUACGACAGACUCGAUGCAAUGGGGAUCGGUCAAGGCCAAUUUGUUUCCUCCAGGCUGGUUGACUCCCGUUGUUAGUUUCCCGCUUCUGCAAGGGACGCCGUUCAUUACCGCCGAGUACCACUGGGCGCAGCCUUACAUUGAGUCGAGCGUAGGGUUUUUGACCUUGACAUUUGUUGGCGCAGUGGUCACGAAUUCCACCUACAAGUAUCGGACCACUUUGAGGGACAACACGGUAUGGGUGAUUUAUGUCACUCCUGAUGAUCCAGAUUAUAAAGUGAACAAGUUUGACUUGCAUCCUUCCGGCGCGAACAUUACUGGAACCUCUCUAUUCAACGGCGUCAUCCAAGUCGCCAAGAUCCCGACGCCUGGCUCUGUACCGAACACGUAUGAGAAUCAGACGGUACCGGAGGCAAUCUACGAUGCAUCUGCCGGUACUUAUCCCGUCGGCAUCAACAUUACCGGAUCAGUCAACAACAAGGAGGGCAGCUACACCCUAUCAUGGACAAAGAAGGGCGUUGAGAGUCAGCCUCUGCUCAUGUAUGCUCUGCCACAUCAUGUUGCAUCCAUGAGCUAUGAAUCUCAGACAGGUUUGACUGCUCUGCAACUCCGAACAACGACCAAAGGUGUUGCCACGGCCGUCACCGGCGAUUCCUGGACACUGAAGGAGGAUAACCUUCCCAUCGACAUGGGCUUUGCGCCUUGGACACCAAGUCAGGGGAACAUCAAGACCUUAUCGAACGUCGCUGUGCAAGCCAUCAAUCAUGCCGGCGCAGCAGAGCUCAAACAGAACAUCACCGCCCAGGCCGAUUCAGGCAGCGCAUACUACGACGGCAAAGCCUUGGCCAAAUUCGCCGCCCUGAUCUACACCCUCCACGAAAUCAGCGGAAACAAAACCUUAGCCCUGACCGGCCUCCAACAACUCCUCCAACCCGAAUUCGCCCGCCACAUAAACGGCCAACAAAUCUGGCCCUUCUGGUACGAAAGCGCCUGGGGCGGAAUCGUCUCCUCCGCCUCCUACCGCACCGGCCAACCCCUCGAAGAUUUCGGCAACACCUACUACAACGACCACCACUUCCACUACGGCUACUUCGUCUACGCCGCCGCCGUCAUCGCCUACCUCGACCCCACCUGGCUCGCAAACUCCACCAACACCGCUUGGGUCAACAUGCUCAUCCGCGACUACGCCAACUCCGACCUCCACGACCCCUCCUUCCCUUUCUCUCGAAAUUUCGACUUCUACCACGGCCACUCCUGGGCCGCCGGCCUUUUUGAUUCGGGAGACGGAAAAAACCAAGAAUCCUCCUCCGAAGAUACGAUGGCAUCCUACGCCCUCAAAAUGUGGGGGCACGUCACCAACGACGUCGCAAUGGAGGCGCGAGGCAACCUCAUGCUCGCCAUCCAAGCCCGAAGUUUGAAUUCUUAUUUUUUGUAUUCUGAAGAAAACGAAAUCUUACCCAAGGAGUUCAUCGGAAACAAAGCGGCGGGGAUACUGUUUGAGAAUAAAAUCGACCAUACGACGUAUUUCGGCGCCAACGUCGAGUUCAUCCAAGGGAUUCAUAUGAUCCCUAUCAUGCCUUUUAGUUCGUACAUUCGCACUCCAGAAUUCGUGGGGGAGGAGUGGGGGGCUUAUUUUUCUAAGGAUGCGUAUAUUGAGAACGUGCAAGGGGGUUGGAAGGGGUUGUUGAUGGCGAAUUUUGCAACGUGGAAUUCUAGGGCCGCGAGGGAGGCGUAUGGGUUUUUUGGGGAUGAGGGGUUUGAUAUGGGGUACUUGGAUGGUGGGGCCAGUAGGACUUGGUAUCUUGCUUGGGCUGCGGCGAUGGCGGGGGGGAUGGUUUAUGACUAGUGAGUGAGUGAGUUGGGAGGUGAGGUAGGUAGGUAUUUGUGGGGGUGGUUUUUUUUUGGCGUUAGGGGAUGGAUGGGUUUGGAUUAUAGAUAGAUACUUGGGUACAGAGGUACAUUUUCGAAGGGAUAGCUUUGUUUGUGGGCAUGUGGACGGGAGGGUUGGAAGGUAUAUAUAUAUUUAUAUUUAUGAGGGUAUGGUCUUGAAAGCUAUGGCUCUACCUUAAGACG
This is a messenger RNA of Pseudocercospora fijiensis CIRAD86, 2681 nucleotides long. Its product is annotated as glycoside hydrolase family 81 protein. Gene Ontology annotation, molecular function: glucan endo-1,3-beta-D-glucosidase activity; endo-1,3(4)-beta-glucanase activity. Bases 430 to 2454 code for a protein of 674 amino acids. NCBI's taxonomy places the organism in Eukaryota, Fungi, Ascomycota, Dothideomycetes, Mycosphaerellales, Mycosphaerellaceae. The record is from RefSeq and is a predicted model, not a curated record. The transcript has a single exon. Gene Ontology annotation, cellular component: cell surface.